Messenger RNA from Schistocerca gregaria, 2438 nucleotides. RefSeq names its product beta-1,4-glucuronyltransferase 1-like. The record is from RefSeq and is a predicted model, not a curated record. Gene Ontology annotation, molecular function: glucuronosyltransferase activity. Lineage: Eukaryota; Metazoa; Arthropoda; Insecta; Orthoptera; Acrididae. The coding region runs from base 46 to 1473 and encodes 475 amino acids. The transcript has 5 exons.
CUGCCGACACACGAGGGGUGCGCAUCCGACACCUCGGCUGCGGACAUGCGGUGCCGCCGCUGCCGGCGCAACGUGCUGCUCACCCCCCUGUGGAUCGUCGCGGGCCUCUGCUGCUUCCUGUUCCUUCUGCCACUCCUGCGCCCUCCGGAUGAAAGUAAACACCAGGAAGCGCCCGCACUGGUGUUGACGUCACUGUCGGUGAUGGACGCCUCUCAGAAGUACCGCGUGCGGCAGUUCGUGUCGGUGGGCGACGGCUGGCAGCAGCUGGCUGCGUCAGCGGGGGACUGGGCCACGUGCCUGGCGCUGCACGCGUCGCUGUCGCACGUGCACCACGUGGGGCGCCAGGCCCGCUUCUGGAGUGGGCCCCUCUCCGUCGCGCUCUUCGCCGCCGGGGAAGACGUCCACCUGCUGCUCGCCUACGUCACGUUCCUCAGGCGCUGUAGGCAACACGUGCGAAGUAGGGUGAGCUUCCACUUACUGUGGCCUACGGAGCAGCCACCCAAUGACACCGUGGUCGCGGCUGGGGAGCAGCUGGAGGAAGUGGACUGCGGAGAGGACGACGAGCAGGUGCUGCAGCGACUUCUGCGGCUGCAGGCGCACCCUGUGGGGGAGCAGCUGUCGUACCCGCAGAACCUGGCCAGGAACACGGCCAGGCUCGCCUGCCCCACCAGGCUCACGCUCUGCCCAGACGCCGACAUGCUGCCAGGGCCCAGCAUGGACCUCGCGGCUCAGCUAGCGGACCUCUUCAGCAGAGAGCCACCGUGCAAAAAGUGCGCGUACAUCUUGCCGGUGUUCGAGCUGGACGCGAGACUGGCUGGCCCACCGAAGGACAAGUGGGAGCUGCAACAGCUGGUGGAGGACAGGCUGGCCCGUCCUUUCCACUGGGAAUUCUUCAAGGACAACCAGAAGUCCCUGGAUCCGACUCGCUGGCUGCAGCACUCUAACGCCUCUUCGACGCAGUUGUCCGUGGCUUACAACGUCAAGUACGGAUGGGCCUUUGAGCCGGUCUAUGUGGCAGCCAGCGGAGAGCUGCCCGUGUUUGACGAGAGCUUCGUAGGGUACGGCUUUACAAGAAACACGCAAGCAUACGAGAUGUUUGCCUCUGGUUGGCGGUUCUUCGUCCUGGACCACGCGUUCCUCAUUCACUGGGGCCUGCAGUCGAUAGACAAGCGGCCCAAGUGGCGAUGGAAGGAGAACACCAUCAACAGCGAUCGCUUCCGCAAGUGGGUGAAUCGAGUCGCUCUCAAGUACGACGUGGACGAGAUGAAGCUUACGUGGAGAUACGCCGACUACGACUCGAGUAUGACGACGUGCCCUCGGCAAAAGUGCAAAUCAGCACGACCCAAACCUACAAAGUCAACUCCGUCACCAAAGAACCAGGAAAAGCCUACAAAGGCAACUCCGUCACCAAAGAAGCAGGAAAAACCUGCAAAGGCAACUCCGACACCAAAGAAGCAGGGAAAGAAGGCCUAGGCCCAACGAGACGUGGAAUUCCACAGAAAGUGUUCGUGACAGCAGACUGAAAACGUGUUAGCUAGUCUUCAAAGUGUGCAUAUUUGUAUUUUUUUGUGAUUUCUUGCUGAAGUACUGUCUAUGUUUAUUGAUGACACUUAGGAACGGUUGCACGGAAACUGAAACAAGCUUCUGUUGCUUACACUGUGGACAUGCCUUUGGUGCCUCUAUGAAAAAAAUAUGAGUCAUGAGUUUAGCUCGGCUUUCAUCAACCAUUACUUGUGGGCUUGUCUUAUUGUUUCUAAUUGCACAUCUUUACAGAAUGCCGUAGUAUUUAUUUUUAAAUGGCUUGUCACUUCUACAAGCUAUUUUUUGUCAGUGUUAUCUUAGCACAUAAUAAAAUUGUAAUUAAUAACAUUCCUGUAGUUUUGACAAAACUGCUGUGUUUAACAGAUCGCAGAUUUCUGUUUUAAACUGUAUGUGGAGUAUAGUAAAGUCCACGAACUGAACUGACAUGAAUACUAUUUCAUGACUCAAAUUAAUUGAGGAAUGAUAUUAUGAAUAUGAUAUAACAGCGAAAAAUCUGUAAAACAUUUUAUGAGCUGUUAUUAGUGCUUAUCGUUCAAAGUAGUUAUAGGGUGUUCUAAAACGUCACUUAUUUAUUGUAUUGUAAUUUUAAAUAUUGAUGUAUCUCAAAGAAAGUGAUAAGAUAUUUUUCUUCGUUGUUUUUAUAACGACUGAAAUACGGGUUUCUUAUCCGACUGCUGUGAUAGUGAAGACUCUUGUAAGCUUUGACAUAUUCAAGUAUGUACACUCUUCCAGAUAAGUGUAACCGCCAAAACCAUAAGUGCACUUUUACCACUCUUCCAUGCUGGCAACCAUUUAUGUGGCUGCAGUCACUUUCAAAGUUAGCAUAUUUAUUGUCCUAAAAGUUAUUUUCAAAAUGUGAUAUAAGUAUAUAAUUAAAUUACAGUAUUAUAUUGUCA